UUACAGUGAAGAUGAAGGUUCUCUCAUUCUGCCACAGCUCCAGAGCCAGCUCCCCUCUCCCUCUUGUUUUCUUCCUUACUUGUUAUGUUCGCAAGAUGGAAUCAGCCCAGUUCAGUGUGACUGGUCCUGGUCACCCUGUCACGGCCAUUGUGGGUGAGGACACUGUGUUACCCUGUCACCUGUCCCCCAGGAUUAGCGCUGAGAACAUGGAGGUGAGAUGGUUCCGGUCUGAGUUCCUUUCAUUUGUGCACCUGUAUCAGCAUGGGAAGGAUCAAUACGGGAACCAGAUGCCAGACUAUCGUGGAAGAACAGAGCUUUUGAAAGCUGCCAUCACGGAUGGGAAUGUUUCCUUGCGGAUUCUUAAUAUCAGACCCUCAGAUGAAGGACAAUACAACUGUUUUGUUCAAGAUGGUUCUUUUUAUGAAGAAGCCCCAUUGGAACUGAAGAUAGCAGCUUUGGGCUCCAAUCCUCUCAUCUCUGUGGAGAGUCACCAGGAUGGAGGGAUCCGGGUGGUUUGUCAAUCGGCUGGGUGGUACCCAGAGCCCAAGGUGCUAUGGAGAGAUCGCAGUGGGCAAGAAUUACCAUCACUCUCUGAAGCAAAAUCGCUAGGGGAUAGUGGCCUGUUUGAAACAGAAAAUUCUAUUAUUAUAAAAGAACGUUCAAACCAGAACCUGUCCUGUUGGAUCAGGAACACCUUUCUCAAUCAAGAAAAGGAAUCAACAGUUUAUAUAGCAGAUUUCUUUUUCCCAAGAGUGAAUCCAUGGAUGGUGGCUCUGAGUGUGAUUCUCCCAGUUUUGUUUGGUUUCAUUGGCCUCACUGUUUAUCUAUUUAAAAUAAAAGGGAAACAUCUUGGACAAAUCACUUUGCUCUUGCCUGGGUUCAGCUUAAGCCAGCUGCUCUUCGUCCCAGAGCCCUGGUGUUCCUGCAUUUGCUCAGCUGAGUUCUCAUCCCUCUCUCUGUGUUUGGUUUCAGACUGGAGAAGAAACAUCAUCUGCCCAGGGCUGGGAAGUUCUGCGCCACCUGUACAAGAAGCGAAUGUGACUUUGGAUCCUAACACGGCUCAUCCCGACCUCGUCCUGUCUGAGGAUCAGAAAAGUGUGAGAUGGGGAGACACGCGGCAGCGACUGCCCGACAACCCUGAGAGAUUUGACUCUUGGCCCUGUGUGCUGGGCUGUGAGGGAUUCACCUCGGGGAGACAUUGCUGGGAGGUGGAGGUGGGGGAUGGGCAAUGCUGGGCUGUGGGGGUGGCCAGAAAGUCUGUGGGGAGGAAGGGAUGGAUCAGCUAUAGCCCUGAGGGGGGGAUCUGGGCUGUGCAGCGGUGGGUGGAUCAGUUCUGGGCUCUCACCUCCCCUGUGACCCCCCUGCCCCUGAGCCGGGCCCCCAGCAGGAUCCGGGUUUGUCUGGACUGUGACCAGGGGCAGGUGACAUUUAUCAAUGCUGGUGACGAGGCCCCGAUCUUCACUUUCCCGCCGGGCUCCGUCCCUGGGGGGAGAAUCCGACCCUGGCUCCGGGUGGGGGGAGCCCGGCUCAGACUGUGUCCCUGA
Mauremys reevesii (Reeves's turtle) is the source of this 1544-nucleotide messenger RNA. Its product is annotated as butyrophilin subfamily 1 member A1-like. Gene Ontology annotation, cellular component: external side of plasma membrane. The transcript is spliced from 8 exons. The record is from RefSeq and is a predicted model, not a curated record. The coding region runs from base 12 to 1544 and encodes 510 amino acids. Gene Ontology annotation, biological process: regulation of cytokine production; T cell receptor signaling pathway. Lineage: Eukaryota; Metazoa; Chordata; Testudines; Geoemydidae. Gene Ontology annotation, molecular function: signaling receptor binding.